Molecule: messenger RNA, 1969 nt
Organism: Durio zibethinus
Lineage: Eukaryota; Viridiplantae; Streptophyta; Magnoliopsida; Malvales; Malvaceae
Product: berberine bridge enzyme-like 21
Molecular function (GO): FAD binding; oxidoreductase activity
Source: RefSeq, a predicted model, not a curated record
CACCUGACCCAUGAACAAAAGUAGAAUGCCAGUUUCGAUGAAGCUGUGGCUUUCGCUUCUGCUUGCUCUUGUUUUCUUCAACUUUUCCUUUUCAUGGGCAGCCUCAGAUCCUGCCUAUCAAUCCCUUCUCCAAUGCUUAAUUCAAUCCAUCCCAUCCUUCAAUGUUUCCACCAUUCUCUUCUCUAAGUCCAAUCCCUCCUACACAUCAGUUUUGCGUGCCUAUAUUCGUAACGCUCGUUUCAAUACUUCUUCCACCCCAAAACCACAUAUCAUUAUCACUCCUUUGGAGGAAUCCCAUGUUUCCACCGCCGUAAUCUGUUCCCAAAAGGUUGGUUUCCAACUCAAAAUCCGUAGCGGUGGCCACGACUUUGAAGGCUUAUCUUAUGUUUUUGACAGGCCCUUUUUCAUUCUUGACAUGUUUAAUCUGCGUUCCAUAUCUGUUGAUAUGGCAGAUGAAUCGGCCUGGGUUGGAACCGGCGCAACACUUGGAGAACUUUACCAUAACAUUUGGGAGAAGAGCACAGUCCAUGGAUUUCCUGCAGGAGUCUGUCCCACUGUCGGCGUUGGUGGGCUCUUUAGCGGUGCCGGUUACGGUACCAUGGUGAGGAAAUAUGGUCUGUCUGUGGAUCAUAUUCUGGAUGCCAAAAUAGUUGACGUUAACGGAAGAAUUCUAGACCGAAAAGGCAUGGGAGAGGAUCUUUUCUGGGCUAUAAGAGGCGGGGGAGCAGCCAGUUUUGGUGUGGUUUUAGCCUACAAGAUUAAGCUUGUUCCGGUGCCUGAGACAGUUACUGUUUUCAGAGUUGAAAGAUUAUUAGCAGAAAAUGCCACUGAUGUGGCUUUGAAGUGGCAAUCUGUUGCUCCAACAACAGAUAAUAAUCUUUUCAUGAGGAUGCUAUUGCAGCCAGUGACGAGAAACAAGCGAAAGACGCUGAGAGUGACGGUUAUUGCUAUGUAUUUGGGGGAAGCCAAAACUCUUGUAGGCCUGUUGGGCAAGGAUUUCCCUGAAUUGCGUCUAAGGAAAGAGAACUGUACGGAAAUGCGUUGGAUUGACUCGGUUCUUUGGUGGGCUAAUUUCGAUUUGGGAACAUCACCUAGAGCCUUACUCGAUAGAGAUCUUAAUGACGCUUAUUUCCUGAAAAGGAAGUCAGAUUAUGUGCAGACUCCAAUUCCUAGAGAUGGGUUGGAAUCGCUGUGGGAAAAGAUGAUUGAAUUGGGAAAAGUGGGGUUGGUUUUCAAUGCAUACGGAGGGAGAAUGAACGAAAUCAAGGCUACGGAGACUCCAUUCCCUCAUCGUGCCGGGAAUUUGUAUAAGAUCCAGUAUUCCGUGAACUGGUACGAACCUGGAAUUGAGGCAGACAUGAAUUACACAACUCAAGCAAGAAUACUUCACGAUUUCAUGACUCCGUUCGUGUCCAAGAAUCCAAGGAGUGCUUAUUUGAAUUAUAGGGACAUUGACAUUGGGGCCACUGAAAAUUGGACAUAUGAAGAGGGCAAAGUUUAUGGGGAGAGUUAUUUUAAUGGAAACUAUGAGAGGCUGGUGGAUGUGAAGACUGCCGUUGAUCCAAAGAAUUUCUUUAGGAAUGAACAGAGCAUCCCUCCUCGCUCAAUUGAUCACUAUUUGGAUGGAGUUGAUGAUGGUGACAGGACUUGGUCUCAAGGGUGGAAGUUAACGAUUGUGUUGGUCAUUGGCUACUUGAUUCUUGCUUAAAGCUGGGUUCUUCGAUUUGUUGGCUUUUGUCUUUGUGUGUUUGCUUUGAAUUCUCGAUUAGUGAAUUAGUGGUAAUGGGUGGUUUAGACUAGUGAUUUUGGGUAUUUGUUGAAACUAUCUAACGAUUUGUGGCUUAUUGAGGACUGGUUUGUUUUUUGAAUUUCUAAGUUGUAAUUAGAAUUGUCAUUGCUUUCAGGUGCUACUUUUGUAUAUGUUUGAGUGGUUGGUGACAGUAGGUAAUAGGUGUAAAAAUUUGGUAAA